Gallus gallus (chicken) is the source of this 165-nucleotide messenger RNA. The record is from the annotation of a RefSeq genome assembly. Lineage: Eukaryota; Metazoa; Chordata; Aves; Galliformes; Phasianidae.
AUGCCCCAAUUAAACCCAAACCCAUGAUUCUCCAUCAUACUCCUAACUUGAUUCACCUUCUCUCUGCUUAUCCAACCCAAACUUCUUUCAUUCACUCUAACAAACAACCCUGCAAACAAAAUUACAACAACUAAACCCACCCCCUGAACCUGACCAUGAACCUAA